Molecule: messenger RNA, 4488 nt
Organism: Gregarina niphandrodes
Lineage: Eukaryota; Apicomplexa; Conoidasida; Eugregarinorida; Gregarinidae
Exons: 2
Coding region: 1-4488 (1495 amino acids)
Biological process (GO): nuclear-transcribed mRNA catabolic process, deadenylation-dependent decay
Cellular component (GO): CCR4-NOT core complex; P-body
Molecular function (GO): molecular adaptor activity
Source: RefSeq, a predicted model, not a curated record
AUGACGUUGGUUGACAUCGUGAGCGAGUUGGGCGUGGGUGCGUUUGCUACGGUGUUGGGUUUUGAGACGAUAUUGAGGACGGCGGAUGAGGAGUUAGUGAUUAACGAAGAGACGGUGGCGGCCGCAUUAGCGCAGGUGGCUCAAUUGCUGUUGGCGGGUGCGUCGGACUGUCGGAUCGAGUACUUUGUGGAGGGUGUGAGCAAUCUGGAGCCGAUGUUGAGUUGGACGGACGUAUUCUACAAUUUGGGGCGUCAAUGGGGUACUUGCGACCCGGCGAUCUUCCGGUCCACAAACGAACAAGUGCUCUGGCUGAACCUUCUCUUCGCCUGGCAACAAGCCGGCUACGCAAACCGCCGGGCCAAGGAGCUGGCCAGUGCUCCCCGACCACUUGACGCGGCACCGCUCGAGUCCGUGCACCGCCUCCCCCCGUCGCGGUUCGCCGCACCACCUCUUUCGAUGCUCCCCAACUCCGGCGCCGCGCUCGCAUCCUACGCGCGGUUCCUCGUCAAUCACGACAUCAACUACGUCUCCUCCCUCGUGCCCCAGACGCUCUACGAAACCGCACCCGUCUCCGCCACGCUACUGGACCUCGCCCAACUACUCUUCGCCAACCACCGUACCGAGCUGCUCGAUGUACAUCGACUGUCUCAACAAGACUUCCUGAAGGCACGAUUCGAACCGCUCAAUCGAGACUCCAAACUCUUCGCCGUUAAACUCGGAGUCUUCCUGAACGAGAAGCUCCUUGCUGUGCGACAAUUAGGCUCCAACAACGUCAGUGCCGUCAAUCCAAAAGACGACGCUGUCACGCUCGAUGGCGCCUCUGCGUGCAUAUACUGUGACGCUCUCGUCAACUACGCCGAAGCCAUGAAGGGUCGCGCAGGCAACCCCUUCGAAGACCUGCGGAUCCUCACCCACUUCGAACGUCUCCGUCUCCUACUCUGCGACUCCUUUCCGGAAGAAGCUGAAUUGUCGGGCAUGCACCGCAAGUCCUUCCAGCCGGCCGCGCCUGCUCCGGCUACCGCUCCGGCCGCCACCGGCGAUAGCGAGGACCAAGUUUUCGCCGCCUUCUACAGGGGAGAGAUCUCGUCAUCGCAACUCGUCGACUUCAUGUACAAGCUGGCCCAGUUUCCGUCCGGCAGUGCUGAGGCCGACCUCCUCGCCAAGAUGCUCCGGACCCUUUUUAUAGAAUGCCGCCACUUUCCCAAGUACCCGGCCCCGGAGCUGUACCGGACAGCGGACUUCUUCGGCAAACUCAUUCGAAGCGAGCUCCUGCUCAAACGACCCGAGCUACAUCUACUCGCCAUCCGCUGUGCCAUGGAAGCAUUGCGCAAAGAUCCGAAUACUCUCAUAUUCAAAUUCGGUCUCGUAGUCCUCCAAGGCUUCCUUCCCAUCGCACCUUGCUCGCCUGCCUUCCUCUCUGCACUCGUCAAGAUGCACCAUGUCGCUGACCUCUUUCCCAGCCUCAUUUGGUACGCAGAGACAUGUCUCCACGCCAUGCCGGCUGCCAUGCAAGCAAUGUCCUUCGUCGACGCCUCCCAACUGGUGCAAGCGAUCGCUCCCGCACAACUACCCUCGCCGAGCAACGUACUCAUCAUACCACCCGCACUCUUCCUGAUACCACAACAGGCCGCCGAAAACAGACCUGACCGCUUCCCACCAUCCGACCGCUUCCCACCCAGCGGCGGCGGCGGGCCGCCGUAUGUCGUGGAAUUUGGCAAUGUCGCUGUCCCCGACUCUCAACAGGAAGUCGUCCUCCAGGGUUUCGGACUCGGACAGGUUGAGGCGUUGUUGGAAGACCCGCAAAUCACUUCAUGGAUCGCCACGCCACCUGAACACGUGCGCCUCAAGGUUGCGCAAACCUGCAAUUCCAUCGUCAAGAGCAACGUCGAAUUCAAGGCACGUGAACUCGCAGACUGGCUCCAGGCAGAGUGGCUGCCAUGGGUCGCCUUCUACAUCGUCAAGUCACGCACCACCAAGGAAGUAAACCAUCUCGCACUCUACGCUGAAUUCGCACAAACCCUCGGCGGAAACAAACUCGUGGAAAUGAUCACAAACGUCACUUACGACUCCAUCAACGUCCUCAUGCGAUACUCCGUCUCCGCCAAAGACGCCUCCAGCUACAAGACUGUACUCAAGGCUCUCGGCGCCUGGCUUGGCAUGCUCACUCUCGCGCGAAACAAACCACUCAAGGCCAAAAGCUUCGACGUCAAACAUCUCCUCUUCGCCGGCUAUGAAGCAGGCACCCUCAACGCCGUCCUUCCACUCGUGUGUUCCUGUCUCAGCAACAUCCGCAACUCCAAGCUCUUCAACCCCCCCAACGCCUGGACCGUCGGCUGUCUGACCACACUUGCCCAACUCUACAUCCUACCCGGCUGCGCUCAAAAUCAUCAAUUCGAAAUCGAAUUGCUGAUGCGCAACCUCGGCCUGAAUUUGGACAUCUAUGUCGCUGCUGCCCAAGAACAACCGAACAUGUUCGAGACUCUGAGUCCUCCGCUCGGCGUCAGCUCUCCAGAGGCCGCCGCGCCUUUUGCCGCCGCCGCCGGCCCGCCCGUGGGUCCUGGCGCCGCCGCACUGGGCGCUGCCUUGGGCGGCAGCGGGUCGCUGGCGGGUGCGGCACGGCCGAGCAACGUCACGCCCUCGGGGCCGCGGACGCAGUUGUUAAGCGCGUUAGCUAAAACAGCCAAGAUCCCGGCCGGGCUGGCGUUGUUCCAGAAAUGUCCGGAGUUGCGGAUAGCGGUGCCAAUUGCGAUGGAGCGCGCGGUGAAGGAGUUGGUGACGGUCAUGUCGGAACGCGCGGUUGUGCUGGCGGUGGGGACCACGGUGGAGCUUGUACUGAAGGAUUUUGCCUUGGAGUCGGAGGAGACGUUGGUCAAGAGAGCCGCGCAUUUGAUGGCAGCCGCGCUGGCAGGGUCCAUCGUCGUAGUCACGGGCCGACCGAGUCUUCGCAACUCCAUCGCCACGCAGUUCCGUUCUUUGGUGCAGUCUGUCAAUUCCGUCAACCACGACGGGCGCACGGACUUCGACUCUUCCGUCGAACAGGCCGCUCUGGUCAUCGCGCAUGAAAACGCGCACAUUGCCAGUACCCUCAUCGAGCAGGUUGUCAUUGAACAGGCUGUCCGCGCGGUCCAAGAAGCCCUCAGCCAGUCACUGGCCGACCGGCGGGCCGCGGCCGAGAAGGGCGAGCCCUUCGUCGACCCCAAGUUCUUCGGCGCAAACUGCGAGUGGCCCGCCGCGCUCCCUGUGCCGCUCAGGCUUACCCCCGCUCUGGACACCGAACAACUCGAGGUAUACAAAGCCUUUGCUCACAUCGGACCUCUGAAGCGAGUGCGGGAAAGUAACUCCGCUACGGGAGACGCUGCCGCUGCCGCACCCACGGGCGGCGUCGUUCCCGAGACUCUGAGCACAAUCGGCGUCUCUGUCGGCAAACUCAAGGAAGCUGUCAAAGCCUUGAUGGCGCGACCCGCCGAGGACAUGAAGAUUUCUGUGCCCCCGGAGAGUCCCGCAACAAUCAAGUUACUCGCUACCCUUGAACCCGACAAUGACAUUUUCAAGGAGAUUGAAAACGUGGUUAAUAUAGUGCAAAAUUGCGAGUCACGAGAAACGGUCGCUCUCUGCACCGCACGUCGGUUAUUACGGUCUAUAUAUGAUGCGGCGCACCGCGGUUUAUCUUUUGCGACGGAAGGCGACGACGUAGUGGAGAUAUCGUACGUAUAUCUAGAGGCGUUUGUGGGGAUGCUAUCGCGGUUUGACCAACUGCAGUUGGUCCAUAAUCUACGAGAGGUAGUGACGAUUUGGUUGAUAAGCGCAAGUUACUUGACUCCUGGAGUGCCGACGUCGCAGCGAGAACGCGCGACGAUUAGUUAUCUGACAUUGUCGGUGGAGAUUGCUGCAAGGAGUUUAAUUGUGUUCGAUUGUGCGGCGAAGUAUGACAUGAUUGAGACCCAGAUCAUAGACGUAGAUUUUGUUUCCACCUUGCUCUCUCAAGCGUAUGAGGGGCUGCAGUCGCUACAGUCAAUGUCAGCUGCUGAAACGUCCGCGGAGUCGAACGACAUGACGGCGGAGAAGGCUGUCAAGGCGACGGAUGAGCAGCUGGCUGCUGGGUCAGCUGAAGACAAGAUGGACGGAAUAAACUCGGACCACAUUCAGGAAGCGGCUGCACUCACUAUUGAGUUUGCCAUGCAUGUGGUCUACAUUCUGUUGGUUGAAAUUCGUCAUACGCCCGGGGCCAUGCAAGAUUCACUCAACAAACUGCGCCGAAUAGCAACGCUGCCCAACUGGCAGCAAAAACAGACACUCAAAUUCAAAUUCAGCUUGUCCAAGGCCCUAGCACUUAAUAACAGGGAGCGGACCCUCGAGCAAGGCCUACAACAACUGUUCCAGGACGUCCAACGCCUCCCUGAAAUGCCUUCGAAAUGUCUCACAUUACGGCAGCUGGUUCAGCUACACCGAGACGUCCCCACGGAAGUCGGUCCUUUGCCAGCACAGUGA